GCUUCCUUUCCUCCUUCCCUCUUGAUAGUGUGUGCAGAGUGAGUUGGACAUGGAUACCGUUAAAAGCAUCCUUGCUGAAUACAAAAUCCACAAUGCGGACAUCACGUUACGCAGUGAUUCAACAGCAGAUGAUCUAAUUGAUGUAGUUGAGGGCAAUCGGGUGUACAUCCCCUGUAUCUAUGUUUUAAACAAAAUUGACCAGAUCUCGUUGGAGGAGUUAGAUGUCAUUUACAAAAUACCACAUUGUGUGCCAAUCUCUGCUCAUCACCGCUGGAAUUUUGAUGAUCUACUCGAGAAACUAUGGGAUUACUUACACCUUGUACGGAUUUACACCAAACCCAAGGGACAAUUGCCUGACUACACUUCACCAGUGGUGUUACCACAUAGAAAAACUACCGUUGAGGAUUUCUGCAUGAAAAUUCAUAAGAACUUAAUUAAAGAGUUCAAAUAUGCUUUGGUGUGGGGCUCCUCUGUGAAGUACAAUCCACAGAAGGUUGGCAAGGACCAUGUGCUGGAAGAUGAGGAUGUAAUUCAAAUAGUCAAAAAGUAAAAUAGGACACAUGAUUUCCA
Molecule: messenger RNA, 570 nt
Organism: Rhincodon typus (whale shark)
Lineage: Eukaryota; Metazoa; Chordata; Chondrichthyes; Orectolobiformes; Rhincodontidae
Product: developmentally-regulated GTP-binding protein 1-like
Exons: 4
Coding region: 50-550 (166 amino acids)
Biological process (GO): cytoplasmic translation
Cellular component (GO): cytoplasm
Molecular function (GO): GTP binding; GTPase activity
Source: RefSeq, a predicted model, not a curated record